GUUUCAACAUCAGUCCGAUUCUUUCGCAGGAAGUUAUGUGGAUUUAUUAGAAAGCUACAGUAACCGUGAUGACAUAUCGAGAUUGUCGUCGACAGAAUCCAAACGUAUCAUAUAGUCAAUUAUGCACUUUUGCAGAAGGAAAAGACGCAUGUCAGUUCGACAGCGGCGGUCCCGUUCUUUGGCAGAAUCCUACGACGAAGCGAGAGGUUCUCGUGGCUGUUAUCAGUUUUGGGUUUGGUUGCGGCGGGGAAAAACCAGGAAUCAACACACGUGUUGGUACUUACAUGGAUUGGAUCCUAGCUGUAACGCCGGGUACCAAUUACUGCAAGUCCGAAUGAAAAGUAUAUAAACGACAAAUGUAUACAAAUUUAUUUAAUCUAUUAUUUUAGAUUGUAGACUUCGAUUACUGUGUUAUUUGUA
Messenger RNA from Pogonomyrmex barbatus (red harvester ant), 420 nucleotides. RefSeq names its product venom serine protease 34. Gene Ontology annotation, molecular function: serine-type endopeptidase activity. Gene Ontology annotation, biological process: proteolysis. NCBI's taxonomy places the organism in Eukaryota, Metazoa, Arthropoda, Insecta, Hymenoptera, Formicidae. The record is from RefSeq and is a predicted model, not a curated record.